Messenger RNA from Geodia barretti, 756 nucleotides. Lineage: Eukaryota; Metazoa; Porifera; Demospongiae; Tetractinellida; Geodiidae. The record is from the annotation of a GenBank genome assembly.
AUGGCUUCAAAAUACGUUGAGACAGAUGCGAUCGUGUGUCUAGAAAAAAACCUCGGUGAACUACAACUGAAAGAGGACAAAAAGAGAGAAGCAGAGGAUUGGUUGGAGAAUAGAGAGAGUAUGGAGAUACUGAUAACGGGAAGAAUAGGGACAGGAAAGUCCACACUCGUAAACGCUCUCGUAGACGUACGUAUGGCCGGCACUGGGAGAGAUCUGCGUGUAAGGGCUCGAUACGUGACCGGCUACGAGGCAAAGACGAAGGAAGGCAUGAAAGUUUUGAUGUGGAGCGCUGAUCUCGAGGAUAAUUCGGAAGAUGCGGAAAGAUGUCUUCAGGAAAUGAAAGAAAAUUGUAGCAACGUCGAUAUUAUCAUUUAUUGCCUCGACGUUUCAGCUGCUCGUGCUCAAUUGGGGGGUGCUGACAAAGAGCAAAUGAAAGAUCUCUGCGCAAUUAAAAAACUGACAGAGAAAUUUGGUCGAGACUUGUGGGGGCAUUCUAUCUUCGUACUGACCCGUGCAAACGCGUUGGAAGCAAUGCUGAAUGUGGGUUCUGAUCUGGAGAAGAAGUUCAAAGAGAGGCUGGAGGAUUGGGAGAGGAGAAUUCAUGCAGCACUCGAGGAAGAAGGUGUACCGACAGACAUCGCUAAGGGAGUACCAGUAAAACCAGCUGGUUACGUCAAGAAGCCACACCUACCAGGCCAUAAGGAUUGGCUGAGUUCACUUUGGUCUGCCUUUACACAGCGUGCGGAAAGUAUCUAG